This is a messenger RNA of Heterotrigona itama, 7428 nucleotides long. The record is from the annotation of a GenBank genome assembly. Lineage: Eukaryota; Metazoa; Arthropoda; Insecta; Hymenoptera; Apidae.
UAUAUGUAUUCACAUACAUAACCAGACUAUAAUGAUACUAGAGAAAAUCGUCGAGGUAACAUCGCCACGCGACGACCCUUCGACGAAUAUCAGCACAUCGUUCUUUGGAAGCCACAUUAGCUUGCACAUAGAUGACUUGAAAUUAACUGCGCAUAAACAAUGUCUCAUUAUUAAUAAGUUCGUGAAUGAGGAUGUGACGUGAAACAAUUUACGAGAGGGAACAUCUAGCAAUUACACAGUUACGUUAAAACAGAAGCAAAUAUAAUCGACUCCGUUUACUUGUGACUUACAAAAGAUAAUAAAUGCCAACAAGGAGGGAAACGAAAUCGAUUUAAAAGUACAUUCAACGGGGAAUCGUUUUAGACAUUGUCCAUUUGCCGAGGUUUCGCGGAUCACUAUAAAUAGAUGACAAGAAAGGGGGAAUUAAUCGGGCGAGCCGAACGGGUAAUUCGUGUCGCAAUUGCGUGCGAUUGCUCAAAAUUUGUCAUAUCGUCGUACAUGGGAGGUAUUUAUUAAACAAAUUGAUUUCUUCAACAUGCUUGGACAUAAUCUGCCCUUGACACAAUUAUUGAGUAGAUGAUAGUUCUCGUAAAUGGGUACUCUUGUCGUCUUUACACGAGUACCUGCGGUUAGUACGGUUAGUAAGCUAUGAAAAUUCCGUAUUAGUCCUUAUCACAUGCAAUAUCUCUGUACAAUUUUAUACUUUAUCAGCAAUGAUUUUAGAAAUAUAAAAAUUAGUCUUUUCCUAAAUAAAACUCUCCGAUGUCAGGCAAUAUUAGGUAACUGAUAACAUUUGUAAAUGAUAACGCGGCGAAUGAAUCAUAACCGAACGGAAUGAAUUAAAAAUAAAAUUGAACCAAAAAGAUUAGAAUGCUUUAUAUAUGGAAACCAGUCAUGUUGCCGUCAGACAUGGUACAAGAACCUGACCUUAGUUAACGAUCACAGAAGACCUUGAGGAAGCUAAAUCUCAAGGCACGAAGGUCAGUAAAAGCGCAAAUCCUUGUGGGUGGUUGGUCGAUCAGAGUUAGAAACACGUCUGUCGAAAAUAAGGGAAAAAAGAAGGCAAAUUCUAUUCGUAAGGAUGGGAGAAAAGCUGAGAUCGCGGGCCAAUCGAGACAAACGAAAAUGGCAGGGAUUGGCUGCGACGAAGAUCGAUGUGCAACGAGGCGCGCGCGCGCGCGUCACUUUCCUACUCUUCUUACUGGGUACAUCCUACCACAAAGUGAUUAUGUGUUAACCAAAAACACGAAGGGCAAAAAAAAAGAUAAUCUUUUUUGUCUUUUUUGGCUAGAAUAUGUCGGUGACGGAGAGAUAGAUCAAUUGAAAUGAAUUCACUCCCGAUUUUCUUCCCGGGGAAGUCGGUCAGUGGAAACUCGGCUGUUCCUGAUAUACAUCGACUAGUUCAUGGGGAAGCGCGGAGAGCUAACAGUUGUGAGUCGGAAGAGCGUAUGCGCCAUAUGUACGUAAUUAUUACGGCCAAUCGGGGAUUGAAAGCGUCGUGCAAAGAUUUGUCGUACUAUUGAAGCUCCAGGGUCCGCUUCGUCCCGUUGGUUCCCUCGCGUGCGUGCGUAAGCGCGCGCGCACAUAGCCGCGCAACGGUGGUUCAGUUGGUUAUUGACGUUCAUGUGCACGGGGCGCGUUGUUAGAGUCUCUUCAAGCACAGCAGCUCGAGAAUAGCGAGAAUUCGCGCGGGUUAUUUGCCGACCAAUCGGAGAUAGGAAGGACGAGAAAUACCAGAAUCUACCGAGGCCAAGGAAACGGAAAAACGAAAGGCAAGUCUGAUCAGACGAGCCAGAAAAAAUAGCCGAGUUUGAGCGAGGAGGGAGGUUACGGAACCCAACUACAUGGCUCCGAAAAUUAUUCCUUCUUUUCGCCGUCCACACGUCUGUUACCCACGUUCAAGCGAGCACCAUCGGUUCAAUCAGCGGACUACCGCUCCGAAAUAAUUAUAACGAUACAAGUUUUGGUUAGUUUCGUGAGUUUCGUCAGGAAAAGAAGAACUAUCCAGCAGCGGCUAGCUCUGCUCCAUGUAUGUACGUCCCCUCUGUUACAUCUUGAACAAUAUACGCUGAAGAGUAUAGAAUCGACGACUGUGAUAACGAGUUUGAAGGGAGAGAAAGAGAAAGAGUGUGCGCAACGAAAGAGAAGCAUGACCGUAAUGCAAACGAUGCUGUCGAUUUAGCAAAUCGUCGUUAAUAUUUUUCACGAUUCAAGAACUGUCCCCCGCUGGUGAAGCUUAUGUCACACGCAAUCGAAAGGAACACUAGCAUUCACGGAAGACGAAAGAGGAGAAAAUUGAAAGAAGAACGGCAUCAGAUCGUAAAAAAAGAAAAGUCGAAGUUAAGAAGCAUGCUCCAGGACAAUAUCGUGUUAGCAACGUGAAACGUGAGCUUCCUUCAAUACCUUCGUGUCGUUAAAGUGAUUUUCCCUGCGCGUGGACCACGGUUGCGAUCUCUCAAUUUCGAUGCUUCGUUUUUGCACGAAGGGGAAACUAAUGUUCAAGCUCGUACGAACAGAAGUCCUUUCAGCAAUCGUUGGAUUCUCAUCCUUCUUCAAUUAUCCCUUCGUUUCCCUUGUUUCUUCUGAUUCGUCUCGUAAUCCCCAUUCGUCGUGUUUUUUUCAAUUUUCCUAUUAAUCUAUCUGAUGUUAUUGAAAAAAAAAAACGGCAAACUUCUCGAUUCGUAGUGUGCAAAUUGAAGGAAAAAUUAUAUCGUCCGAUAUAUACGACGACUCUCUCCCUCGUACACAACCCACGCCAUAUCGAUUAUACUCGCUGCUCCGAGACAGAUAUUUGAAUCGUUGAUUUUCAGCCUUGCCCAUGUAAAUCACGUAAUUUUCACGUAAUUCUGUUGAUCUUCUUGAAUCAUCGUUACAUUCUUCCUUCGUAUCUCGUAACGGAUACGUUUCGACCCACAGGUUUUAACUUCCGUGAACGUCCACGCGACACUUCAACCGAUCAAUGGUGAAGAACAACAUAAUUUUUUACAACCAACAGCAGAAUAAAGUGAACAGGGAGAAGAAGUGUAGCACACCGCGUGUCUCUCCCUUCUGCCGUUCGCAGAAAGGAGCCUGCGUCCGCGUGGGAGCUAUUUCGGCGAACAGGCGCGUUCUUCGUACCAGGCAUGCCUUCCGCGUUACCCUAAGGAAUUUUUUCUACACAAACAACUAAUUUAUUCGAGAUAAAACGCUAUUAUAACAGAGAAGAAAGAAAAAAAGAGAAAGACAGAAAAUAAUAAAAAAUAUUCUUAUAGUUAAACGUAACAAUUAAGAUCCUUUUGUUGAACUGCCGUCGCUGUUCUCGUCGUCUUCGUCGUCGGCUUCGUUGACACUGUCGUUAACGUCGUCGUCGUUGUUGUUAUUGUUACACUCGUUGCUCGUCUCGAUAAUCAUUCUCGAUAGCCAUUGUUGCUCUCGUUGCUGCCAUUACCUACUGUUUUCUUCGUCUUUCGUGCCAGUAAAUGAUCGUUGUGGUGACUUUUCAAAAUAUAUCUAUACACUUUUUAAACAUCGAUUCGGUUACUCUGGUCGAUGCUGGUCCAUCGAAUUGCUUAAGUGUCCAAAGAUAGGAGGAAAGGUGAAGGGAGCAAGGAAGAAAGUAAAAUAUAAGGAGUAAAAACAGGAUACAGAAGACAGAGGGGAAGGUGGAAAUUAAACUAUUUAUCUUUGAAACAACGGACUCUGAAGUGAAGCAUGGUAGUCAAGAACGAGAAUACGAGAAAUGGGCAUGAGCUGGCUCCGUUAAACGAGGAACGUCAGGCAAGCCAGAACGUGACAAUCGUGGUAACAGGAAGUCAAAAUGCUACUGGUAAUCAAGAAACCAAAGAAGAAAACAGAGCAGCAUGGAGCGGCAAGAUGCAAUUUUUCCUCAGUAUUAUUGGUUACAGCGUGGGACUUGGGAAUAUCUGGAGAUUCCCUUAUCUGUGCCAACAGAACGGAGGAGGUGCCUUUCUCAUCCCCUUUUUCGUGAUGCUAAUCCUAGAGGGUGUACCCCUCUUUUUAAUCGAGCUGGGUCUCGGUCAACGAAUGCGACAAGGUGCCCUUGGUGUAUGGAACACGAUACAUCCAUGGCUAGGCGGCAUAGGAAUAGCAUCGUGCAUCGUCACCUUCUUCGUAGCACUUUAUUACAACGUCAUCAUUACCUGGUGCUUCUAUUAUCUUUUCAAUUCACUUGAGGAGCCGUUACCAUGGGCGAAAUGUCCAGAGGUUAAUGGCAAGCCAGUCGAGGAAUGCGUGAAGAGUUCGGAAACUGCCUAUUUUUGGUAUAGAACCACGUUAGACGCAGCACCCUCGAUUCAAGAAGGACAGAGUCUCAAGUGGUGGAUCGUCCUUUGUCUGCUAUUGAGUUGGAUCAUCGUCUUCUUUAUCGUGAUGAAGGGAAUACAAUCAUCGGGGAAGGUGGUAUAUUUUACAUCCAUGUUCCCGUAUUUGGUGCUUACUAUCUUUUUUAUUCGUGGAAUAACGUUAAAAGGUGCCAGCGCUGGAUUAGCCCACAUGUACACGCCAAAGAUCGAGAAAUUAUUAGAGCCGACGGUUUGGCUCGACGCAGCGACGCAGGUUUUUUACAGUUUCGGACUAGCGUUCGGCUCCUUGAUCGCGUUCGGUUCUUACAACACUCCGGACAACAACUGUGUCCGGGACGUGAUCCUGGUUAGCGGUUGUAACGCCUUCACCGCUAUUUACGCGAGUGUCGUGAUAUUCGCCAUUCUAGGCUUUAAGGCGAUGACAAAUGUCGAUAAGUGCCUCGCGAGUAACAAAGACUUACUUCUUCAAAAUGGACAUAAUAUAACAGAGAACAUCACCAUAGACGAAUACGAAAAAUAUGUAGAUACGUUAAACAAAUCCGCAUUAAACUUCAACCUUGAAACGUGCAGUCUCAGCGAGCAAUUGGACAAUGCCGCCGAAGGUACAGGAUUGGCUUUUAUAGUCUUCACCCAGGCGAUAGUCGAGUUGCCUGGCGCCUCAUUUUGGUCCUGCAUCUUUUUCUUAAUGCUUCUAGCACUCGGCCUGGGUUCUCAAAUCGGUAUAUUAGAAGGCAUGCUGUGUGUCAUUUUUGACAUAGAUCUGUUCAAGAGAAUAAAAAAGCAAUACAUGACAGGGGUCGUUUGUACGAUCUGCUUCUUUGUUGGUUUAAUAUUCUGUACCGGCGCUGGAGAAUAUUGGCUGAAGAUGUUCGACAGUUUCGCCGGUACCAUCGGUCUCGUAAUGGUCGCGCUCAUGGAAAUGAUUUCCGUCAUCUUCGUUUAUGGACACGAAAAAUUCACAAAAGACAUCGAGGAAAUGACAGGAUACAGACCAGGGGCAUAUUGGCAAUUCACCUGGAGAUUCCUUGCCCCUAUAAUCAUGGUGUGUAUUCUCCUUUCCAGCAUAGCGUCCAUGUUCAUCAAAAAGCCUACAUAUUCCGCGUGGGACGCAUCACGGGGUAUAGCCGUACCUACUGCGUAUCCCAGCUGGGUGUUGGCCAUAGCGGUUGUCAUCAUUUUCGCGGGCAUCGCGCCAAUACCGAUCGUAUUCCUUUUGAGACGGUUCCAAUGCGUCAAACUGGACGUUGACAUUCAUCAAGGCAGCAUACGACGUAUAGAUACCACAGUUUCCACUAAAGAGAUGAUGGGCGACGUCGAUUUGGACGAGUAUCACGAUCGUCUCGAAGAUUUCCCCGAGGAGGACGAAGAUGUGAAUAGCGACGACGAUAACAACAGUGCACCGCCCAUAACGAAAAUUGUCCCUAAUAAACUUCAGGGUAAACCGUUCAAAAUGGAAGUGAUGGACUUUUAAAAACGAGCGUAAAUCGGAUUCGCGUAGUUUCUUCUUACGAAUAGGGCAAGGAAGAAAGAAAUAAUCGAACAUCUGUCACUUCUUUGGAAUUUCAGUUCUUUGAAGAUCUGUAAAACGAAUUGCAGGUCCGGAUUAAGAGAAUCGAAUGAUCAGUGAUCAAUGCUUUUCGAAAGCAAUACUUACUUUCGUCGAACCUACGACACGGGAUUUGUACAGCGUGUGCAAAGCAAAUAAGAAAUAGAAAAGUGGAGGAAACUCAAAUAAAUAACUCGGCAUUACGAAAUAUAUCGCAAAGGGUGAAAAAAGAGACCGAAUUUAAUCGCACUCGGAAUCGCGCCUUCGCUGGCUUUGUUCAUUAGCUCAAUUUUAUCAAGAUUCAAAUUGUUUUUAACGGCCUGAAUGUUAUCUUAGGCAAUUAAUUCUUAUCUAUUAUUUCGUAUAAUCGGCAUUAUACAGCAGAUUAAAAAUGGAAAAAAACUGCAAAAUUACACGCAGAUCCCUUGUGCAACAGCGUUGUUAAAAAUUAGGUUUCUUGCACGAAGAAACAAAUUGCGUUGAUAUUAGUCUCCCACCUUCGCAUAUUAUUAGACAGAGUACCGUCUGCUUAUGUUACGAAUCGAACAAAUAAAACGUUCUGAUGAAGGCUUGUCCAUUUAAGAACGAUAUGUUCAAAACGUGCUGGUAUUUAUAGUACGUACAAUCAAUUGUUCAUCUUGAAAUUUUCGAUUUUCGAUUUUCGAUUUCUAGACGGUGCCUACGUUCCUAUUGCUUCCAGACCUCAGGGGUGAGAAGAAAUGAAACGAUCAACAGAGAAAAGUUGCAGAUAUCGAAACGGAAAUUAGAAAUUACGAACCUACUCGCCUAAAUAGAAUCGUACGAGUAGGAAAUAGUGUAUAGACGGUAUCUCUUUACCAAGUUUCGUAAUACUUCCGAAUUGCUAGGAACCCGAUUACCCAAGGCAGCGGUAGAUAAGCGGAACACAGUGUUUGAAUGUCUCCGAGGCAGGCAUGUCGAGGCCGGAUCGCAGAAUUUUCUAGGUUUGUACUUAAUAAGAGAGACAAAAAAUGGGGGAAGGGGGAAAAAAAACCACGAAGCGAAAAUUCCUUCGCGAUGAUCCGAGUUUUCGUCGAAGCUCAACGAGGUCGAUAUCGGUCACGCAAUCGUUCCUUAGAAAACCAGAAACAAUAGACUUUUUCGUUCUCUCUUAUUUCUAGGAUCAAUUACGUUCGAUCGGUGACGACCAAUUGCGGAAGAAUAAAUAUCUUGUAAAUGUAAUGACAGCUAUCUUUCCGUCGAGCAGUGUAAUAUAUUCGUUUGACAGGUCAGUACCUGGCUCGAGAACGUCGAUAGCAAUGAUAACACAAAAGAUGAAAAUAUGUACUGAUACAUUAUUCAUCGCGUUACAUCGUAAUCACGAUGCACGAAAUGCUAUAUUUUUGGCAGCAUGGAUGCUCAGAUUUACCCCAUGAAAGGAUGUUGCCCCGCUCCUUUCUGUCUUCUUUCCGUUCUUCUGUUUUUUUCACUUGACACACCGGAAACGUAAUCGCUGCUGCGUUCGUAGACAUUUAAAUAUAGAUUAUACAUAGGGUAUAUUUGGAUAUUGUAUACACAAAUGUCCAAAACGUUUAAAUAAAAGCUUAUUUAUUGCCGAGUACA